GCCUGAGCCGCGAGCCCCGAGCUGCCAAUCGCGCGCCGUCUCCCGGCAACUUGGGAGCGCGCGCCGCCAGCGCACAAUGCCCGCCCACCUCUAGCCCAGGCGCUCAAGGGAAGGCAGGCAGUUUAGCGGAGAGAGCCGCGUUAGCCGCUCCGCCGCCCUACAGAGCUCGCUGAUUUCCCGAAUGGGAGGGGUUUUGAGCAAGCUCUGCCCCCCGCAGCCCAUCCCCGUUCCGGAGGCCAGGAGCCGGCGCCCGGCCUUCCUCGGAAGCCCCGCCCGCCCCGCAAGCCCCGCCCCGCCGGCUCCCUCGGCCCGCCGGGAUCGCAUUCCCCCUUCAGUACCCACUCGUUUCCUCGGGUCCCCUCGGAGGCCUCAUCGCCGGGUCUGUGGGACGUCACCACACCACUUUGGCAUAACACGUCCAAGACAAUACCCAAUCCAGCAGGGCCGGUAUUCCUGUGUGCUUCCCACGCUGUGCCGGAAUGGCGGUCACAGGAAGCGUGUGCUGUCUCAUGGUAGUUCCAGAGUGGUGUGCAGGCCUUCGACAGUGAGGAUCGCUCCUCCCGGGAGCAACCUGGCUCGUUUUCCAAUAGCAGCGCAGAUCCCUAAGGCCCCAUACCCGUGGUCAAAGGAGGCUGUUCUGCUUGCCCUCCAAUGUUGGAAGAGGAAGAAAAGGACAGUGGAGGAGGAGGAAGGCCAAACAUCUGCUGCUGGGCAGGAGGACAAAAGAAGGUGCCAUGACAGCAGUGGGAGUGGCCAUUCAGCUUUUAAGCCGGAGGUGGCCAACGGAGUCCCUGCUGCUUUUGUGCCUGAGCCUGGGCCUCUGCAGAGAGGCCUCAGUUCCCAGAGCUCAGAUGGCGAGCUGCGUAAGAGAACCUGCACCUCUGCUGUGAGCUGCUCGAAGGGCACGUGCACAUGUGGCAUCCGUAUGUCCAGCCGCAAUGCCAUUACCAGUUCCUACACUUCUACUGGAGGCAUCUCUCAGCUCUGGAAGAGGCGUCCCAGUGCCUCACCCUUCUCCAGUCCAGCCUCCUCCCGCUCACAGACACCAGGGAGUCCAGAAAAGAAAAUGAGAGAAGAGGACGGUCCUCAGGGAUCUGGCUCUUCUGCUCCGCCGGUAAACAAGGAGUCCCAGGGAGAACAGGAUACAACCACAUGUAGGGAGCAGAACUCCUGGGAUUCUCCACCUACACCCAGCAGCUCCCAGCCACACAGACGCAAGGUUCCCCUGGUGCCCUCCAGGCGAGGGAUCCUGCUGAUCUUGCCUCCAGCUCCCUGGAUCAGCGGCUCGAUCACGGUCGAAGAGUAUUACCAGGAGAAGCAAGCUCAGUCACAGUGGCUGAAGAGGAUCUUCGAGGAUAAGACUGGUAAGGAAUAUGGGUUAAUUUCACACUCCAGAGACAGUUCCCAGAACACCUGGCCUUCUGGGCCCUCUUGGCUCUUUACAGCCAGGGUCCCUCCCCGGCCCUCCUCAGACUCCAGGUACACAGCCCCUUUCUCGGGGCUGACCCCUGCCUCUCCCGCAAUACCAGCCAGUGAUGCCACCAACUCACCUCCAGCCUCUCAGGCUGAGACAUCUGCCAAACCCCAGGCCCCGCCUGCCCCAGGCCCCACCCUGAAGCCCAGUGUUCUCUUUGGAACGCUGAGCAGACCACCUGCUAACCCUUCUGCCUCGGCAGCUCCUGCUGUGUCUUCAGCACGUCCCAUGUUCAAGCCCAUCUUUGUGGCUCCACCUAAAAGUGGGAAGGAGGGUCCUGUGCCAUCCAGCCAUUCCCAAGUCACAACGGAGGCAUCUUCCAGCUCUGCCCACACCCCGACUACCAGCAGCCUCCCCACUUUCAGUCCUGUUUUUAGCAGCACAGGGCUACCUACAUCUUUGCCCUUGUCAACUCCUUCCUCCUUCAGUCAGACAACUACUUCAGGCACUAGCAUGAAUACCCCUCUGUACCCUGGCCCUUUCAGUGUCAGCAUCCCCUCAGCAGCGGCUUGGGGGACCAUCACCGGCACAGCCGCAGACUCCGCCCGGAAGGCUGUCUUUGGCUUUGGUGUGAGCAGUGUGACCAGCACUGCGAGCAGCAUGACCAGCCCCACUGCUUCCACUGCCCAGCCUGUCCUCUUUGGGUCCCCCCUUGCCUCUGCUGCCAUCUGCCCAGCCAUGGGCUCCAUACUCCAGUUUGGCACUCGGGCCAUGCCUGAUCCAACAACAGCCGUCACCUUCAGCCAGUCCCUGCCCGGCGCCAUCCAGACAGCUGCUGGCAGCAGCACCGCCGGUUUCGGUGGCUUCAGUGGCACCCUCACGACCUCUGCCCCCAUCGCCCCGAGCCAGCCUGCACUGACAUUAAGCAGCACUGCCACCCCAGCCUUCAACACUCCCUUUGGUUCCGGCACCAGGCCCCCCGUCCCGUCCUAUCCCGGAGUCACCCCACAGCACACGUUCGGAGCCACUGUCAGACAGCAGAUGUGGACUGAGCCAGCACUGGCCCCCAGCUUCGGCAGCUCCUUUCCUUUUGGAAGCUCAGCAGCCCUGGCCCCACCCCAGCCAGCCUUUGGCACCACCGUGUGGUCAGGUUUUCGUGGAUUGAAACCCGCAGCCUCUCUUUUUGGCACCAUCUCCAGCACCCAGUCAGCCUUUGGCAGCACCACAGCACCACCACCUCGGACGUUGAAGCUGUGA
Manis pentadactyla (Chinese pangolin) is the source of this 2671-nucleotide messenger RNA. RefSeq names its product nuclear envelope pore membrane protein POM 121-like. Gene Ontology annotation, cellular component: nuclear pore. The record is from RefSeq and is a predicted model, not a curated record. Gene Ontology annotation, biological process: protein import into nucleus; RNA export from nucleus. Gene Ontology annotation, molecular function: structural constituent of nuclear pore. Lineage: Eukaryota; Metazoa; Chordata; Mammalia; Pholidota; Manidae.